AUGGCCAUCAGGGAAACGUGGGCGAAUUCAAUGCUGAUGAGAAAAUAUAAUUUUAUCAGAAUGUUUCUUCUCGGUAAUCCUAAAAAGGUGAAAGGAUUAUCAGCUAUAGAAAACGAAAAUGACAUUCAUAAGGAUAUGGUCCUAAUGUCGUUUCAUGACAAUUACUAUAACAACACAUUAAAGACAAUCGGGGCGAUUCACUGGACCGUGACACACUGUAACCGCUCCAGGUUUGUAGUUUUUGUCGAUGAUGAUAUGUUGGUAUCUACUUCAAGGUUGGUGGACUUUUUAGAAAACAAUGCGACCUUGUCAAUAUUUUUUGGAGGAUUUAUCAAGAAACAUAGACCAAUCAGAGGUAAGAGGUUAAAAUGGUAUGUGCCACGUGAUGAUUACCCGCAUGACGAAUAUCCUCCAAUGCCGUCCGCGGGGUUUAUGAUAAUGACAAUAGACUUCGUGAUUGACUUACACUUCGCGUCACAAUACACCAAGAAGUUUAUCUACGAUGACUGUUACCUUGGUAUUUUAGCCUAUAAACUCCACGUCUCUCCUGUCCACAUGCGUAGAGUUCAUAUGCGACGCAUUAAAGACAAUGCCGUCUACAAAUCUAUGAUAGCAGCACAUGGCUAUUCUCCCUCUAAUCUUAACUUGACAUGGCUAGCCCUUCAAUGA
Pecten maximus is the source of this 669-nucleotide messenger RNA. RefSeq names its product beta-1,3-galactosyltransferase brn-like. Gene Ontology annotation, molecular function: hexosyltransferase activity; UDP-glycosyltransferase activity. Lineage: Eukaryota; Metazoa; Mollusca; Bivalvia; Pectinida; Pectinidae. The record is from RefSeq and is a predicted model, not a curated record. Gene Ontology annotation, cellular component: membrane. Bases 1 to 669 code for a protein of 222 amino acids. The transcript has a single exon.